Messenger RNA from Pocillopora verrucosa, 2158 nucleotides. NCBI's taxonomy places the organism in Eukaryota, Metazoa, Cnidaria, Anthozoa, Scleractinia, Pocilloporidae. The record is from RefSeq and is a predicted model, not a curated record.
AUGUACAUCAUGUUUAAGAUCAUCCUGCUGGUGAGUUUUCUGUUUCUGGUGGACAGAUCUUUGUCUUCACCAAUAAAACAAAACAAAACUAAAGUCCUUAUCCUUGGUGCCGGACUUGCUGGAAUUAAAGCCGCGAAGACGCUACUGGACAGAAACAUCACCGACAUUCUAAUUCUUGAGGGAAAGAAUUACACUGGGGGCAGAAUACAUGCCAUCGAGUUUGCAAACUACUCGAUUGAAACGGGAGCGAACUGGAUUCAUUUCGUAAAUGACGGAGAAACCAAACCUAUCGUGGAUCGAAGGGACGCAAAAAAAAUGCAAGGUCUUACCUCUAAUUACUCAGACAUAUUGGUGAGGGACGAAGCAGGAAACGAUAUCACUGAUUUUGCAGUUCUGCGUGAGUUUUAUGAUAAAAUCGAGCACAAAAUUGAAGACUACCAACUAAAAAGGAAGGGCCAGCCAGACUUCCCUGCCCGUGUUGGUAUGCAGAUGAUGGGAUGGUCAGCUGAACAACCCAUGAAAAGCGUUAUUGAAUAUUUCAACUUCGAUUUCCAGUUUGCAAAGUCUCCAGAAGUGGUUUCCUUUCACAACAUGUUUGAGCGCGGAGAAGACUUUUUCAUCGCUGAUGGGCGAGGAGUAUGGUCCAUGUACGAAGAUCUUUACAAGCCAUUGGAAGCGAAGACUUUGCUGGGCAAAUUAGUAAAAAAGAUCAAGUAUAAUGCCGAUUCCGUUGAAGUACAAACCUCCGAUGGAUGGAGUUACCAGGCAGAUUAUGCCCUUUGUACAUUUAGCUCCGGAGUUCUGGCCAGCGACUUGGUUACUUUCGAGCCAGCCCUUCCUGAUUGGAAAAAAAAAGCCAUUUAUAAAAACCCGAUGUCGCCUUACACAAAAAUUUUUCUAAAAUUUCCAAAAAAGUUCUGGGAUGAUCACGAAUAUAUCCUUUUCGCUUCCAAAGAGCGCGGAUGUUUCCCUGUGUGGCAGGACCUGUCAAGACCUGGGAUCUUUCCUGUUUCGAGUGGAAUGUUGCUGAUCACUGUGACAGGGGCUCAAGGACGAAGGAUUGAGGGGCAAUCAUUUAAUGAAACAAAGGCAGAGAUCAUGGGAAUGUUGAGAGAGAUCUACGGGAAUGGCAUCCCUGAAGCGACAGAUAUCUAUUGUCGGCGUUGGUCAAAGGAGCCACUGACGCAAGGUGCAUAUUCAGAACCUGUGGUGGGUAUGACUUCUGAAGACUGGGAGAACAUUGGAAAAAACCUGGGACGUCUGUACUUUGCUGGCGAAGCGACGAGCGAAGACUGGUACGGCUAUAUGCAAGGUGCUUACUGGACCGGUGACAAGAAAGGGAACAUGAUCGCUGAGAAUAUCUCUUCAAGUGAAUCUUCCAGAAAACCGGGAGACCCAAAGAGUGAGGCAACCCCCGCCAAAGUGUCGUUAGUAGGAAUAUUGUUGCUCCCUCUUUGGUUUAUAAUCGUGUGGAAGUAAACAAUUCAUCAAGCCGGCAAGAGAUUUGUUAUUAGCCGUGAUAGCUCUGGAGCAGCCCUUACAGACUGAUAGAGUGGCAAAACUGUAACUUUGAUGAAACAUUUGUGUUGCAUAUAGGACCCUCUAGAUGUAGGAACGUUCUAUGUAGGAGAAUUUGUCAGCUUUCGCCUGGUAUAUACAGAUGGCCUUUGAUUAAAUUUACUUGCCCACGAGGGUAAGGUGCAGUAAAAUUCGAAAGUAAUUAAGCAGGCUUUGAAUAGAGAAUACUUCUUUUUUGUUGUUCGCCCCUGUACUUAAUAUCUGCAGAUAGUCCUGUGCAAGUACUAACUGCUAUCGGCUAUAUGUAUUAAUCACGAGUUCACUUUCACUUAGCUUUUGAUUAUGUUACUAAACAAAGAGAUUCUAUGUUGCUGUACUUCUGUUCAGUGAAGAAUCCCACAUGACGUCAACAUAUGGCAAGAACAGAAAAGUAGUAAACGAUGGACAGGGGGGGUGUGUCAUUGAGGCUCUUAUCACAUUUGACCUUAUCCGUGAUCUGUUACUGAACAGGCCCACGGUAACACAGAAUCUAUUUGUUUAUUAUAUGAUAAAAAAGUCAAAAUGUCGUUAAUGUAAACUUCACCUAUGCGUCUGUCCAGCAAUAGAUCAUCGGUAAGAACCAUUCAAGAUGUGUGUGUAA